GAACUCGGCCACUUCUGCUUCCCGGCGAGCCUGACGGACGUGAAGUCGACCAUGACGGCGGCCAAGUCGAGGGUUGGCCAAUAUGAGGCGGGAGGCAGCCUGGAGAUUCCCCAGAGGACCCGUGCUAUGGCCGCCCUGGGGUGUUUGGUUGGUGGCUUCGCUGGCCAGAGUUGCUUGGUUUGGCUCAUGGAAGCAGGCUGCCUGCAGUCUAUUUUCACAGGAGGCACCUUCGCGUUCAG
Molecule: messenger RNA, 239 nt
Organism: Prorocentrum cordatum
Lineage: Eukaryota; Dinophyceae; Prorocentrales; Prorocentraceae
Source: the annotation of a GenBank genome assembly